Cercospora beticola is the source of this 1362-nucleotide messenger RNA. RefSeq names its product NAD(P)-dependent alcohol dehydrogenase. Gene Ontology annotation, biological process: alcohol metabolic process. Gene Ontology annotation, molecular function: alcohol dehydrogenase (NADP+) activity; zinc ion binding. The record is from RefSeq and is a predicted model, not a curated record. Lineage: Eukaryota; Fungi; Ascomycota; Dothideomycetes; Mycosphaerellales; Mycosphaerellaceae.
CACGAUUCUCUCGCUGGUUAUCACACGUUUCCUGCAGUGCCACCGACCCUGCCGUCAAAGAAUUUUCGAAACCAUGGGUCAAAAUCGGAAGUUCGAUAUGACGGACGUUGAGGGAAUAUAUAAAUGCUCUGCUGCUGUUAGCAUGGUAGACAUUUCUCAAGUCUUCGAACACUCAAUUCAGGAAUACAAGUAACUACAACUUGCAACAGAACUUACGACACAUUACAACAAUGGCUUCCGACAGUGCAUUCGAAGGAUGGUGUGGCUUGGACAAGCACAGUGCUGAGGGCAACAUGGUGUGGCAAGGCUACCAGCCUAAGGAGUUCGAAGAGACAGAUGUUGACAUUGAGAUCUCUCACUGCGGUGUCUGCGGAUCCGACAUUCACAUGCUUCGAUCUGGCUGGGGACCUACCGAUUACCCAGUCGUCGUGGGACACGAAAUCGUUGGAAAGGCAAUCCGUGUCGGCAAAGACGUGAAGACUGGCAUCAAGGUCGGCGAUCGUGUUGGUGUUGGUGCCCAAGCUGGCUCUUGCCUCAAGGGUGACUGCUACCAAUGCGAGAACGAUGAAGAGCAGUACUGUAAGAACGGAUUCGUCAUGACCUACGGAAGCAAAUGGCCAUCAGGCGCAAAAGCACAGGGAGGAUACGCAAAAUACUGGCGAGGAUCUGGACAUUUCGUUUUCAACAUCCCAGAGGCUAUCCCCUCGGAACAAGCAGCGCCUAUGCUGUGCGGUGGUGUCACUGUCUACGCUCCACUGAAGCAGAACGGUGUCGGGCCUGGCAAGCGCGUCGGUGUUAUUGGUAUCGGCGGACUCGGACACAUGGCUCUCAUGUUCUCCAAGGCAUUGGGCGCAGACAAGGUUGUCGCUAUCUCCCGCAACGACAGCAAGAAGGAGGAUGCGCUCAAGAUGGGCGCAGACGAUCUCAUCGCUACUGGUGAAGAAGGCUGGAACGAGAAGCACAAGAACUCGUUGGAUGUCAUCAUCUGCACAGUCAGCUCGCCCAAGAUGCCACUCGGCGGAUACUUGGAUCUCCUCGAUGUCGGCGGUACUUUCGUCCAGGUGGGAGCUCCAGAUGAUGUGCUUCCACCUUUCCUUGCUUUUGCAUUGAUCAUGAAGAAGUGCAAGAUUGUGGGUUCGUUGAUUGGCUCGCCGGCAGAGAUUCGAGAGAUGUUUGAGUUGGCUGCUAGUCAGAAGGUGCAGCCUUGGAUUGAGGAGAGGGAUAUGAAGGACGCAAACAAGACCAUCGUGGACUUUGAGGCCGGAAAGCCACGAUACAGAUAUGUGCUUAAGAACUGAGUGUCAUGAAAGCAUGAAAGCCAUGUAACAACAGUAAUGAUUUUUAUGAAUUGUUAAUUGCCUC